Cuscuta campestris is the source of this 1392-nucleotide messenger RNA. The record is from the annotation of a GenBank genome assembly. Lineage: Eukaryota; Viridiplantae; Streptophyta; Magnoliopsida; Solanales; Convolvulaceae.
AGCUAAAUACCGUACCAUGCUCACCCCACUAUUAAGGGUGUUACAUUCAUAAUUUGUAUAUGAAACACUUAUGGAUCUUCAAAUGGAGGGGAAGAACCCGUUCUUGGAUUUGUACUCUGGUGACACGGCGCGGCCUGAGAGCAGGAGGCUCCUCCAGGUAUCCACCGGCGGCUGCGGGAGGGGGAAGAGGAAUGUGGGGGCGGCGGACGGGCCUUCCACCCCGGGAAGGCCCGUUUUCAGCUUCAGCGUUGGGAAUUUUUCAAGAAAAUCUAUCCCUUCCAAAUGGGACGAUGCAGAGAAAUGGGUGGUGAAUGAUUACCCCGCUGCCCAUCAUCAUCAUCAUCAGUUCCUUCAAGGACCCUCCCAUGGAGUCCCUCUUGCCACAUCAGCAGAUUUGAUUCUCAAAGAUAAGUGGAUAAGUGAGAUGGAGUGUAUAAGAAGAAGUCCCACAAGACAAGGGUUUGUGUUUGGGGGUCACAACAAUGCAGCAAAAGAUGUGGCAAUUCUUGAGGGUAUUAAUGGCAUUGGCCACAGAGAAACUGGGACAGAAAUGACACCAAUGGCAAGUUCCACCACCUCAAGAUGCCACACUCCGGCGAAGACCUCUUCCCCGGUUCACCACAACACUCCCACCGCCACGUCUGGACCGUUGGAUCCACCCUCUCUCGCCCUCGAUAUCUCUCAGCUGCCCCAGCAUUGCGGUUUUUCCGCAAAGCUGCAGGUUGGCUCCCUUUCGUCGAACCAUUGGAGCUCGAGGGAAGAGGAAGAAGAGGAGGUCUCAAAGAGCUUGAGACACUUUGAGAUCACCAGUAACAACGAGUGCGGGCCCGCGAAGAAAACGGGCCCGUGGGAGGAAGAGGCGAAGGCCACGAACCGACUAAGGUACGAGAGAGAACUGGCCAACAUCCAAGCCUGGGUGAACCUCCAGAGUGCAAAAACUGAAGCUCAAUCCAAAAAGUUUGAGGUGAAGAUUCAGAAAAUGAGAUCAAAUAUGGAAGAGAAGUUGUUGAAGAGAAUGUCGAAUGUUCACCGGAAAGCGGAAGAAUGGAGAGCUGCAGCUCAACUGCAACAUGAAGAGGAGAUGAAGAAAGAUGGAGUAGGAAGAGGAGGACAAGAGAAGAUGAUCAAUAGGAAACCAUUUGUUAAUGUUUAUCCCACAAAUAGUUCUUCUUGUAGUUGUUUUUGCUUUCCCUUUAAUAACCAUCUCAUGUAACUUCACUUGUCCCCAUUUUGUUCACCAAAUGUUUGGCUUCAUUUUACAUUUCUUUUCUUUAUUUGCUUUCCCUUUUAUGGGUUUAGUUUUCUAUUUUUCGUUCUCUCCAUUUUGGAUUAAAUUUCGGACGAAUUAACUAAUUUCUUUCCCAAAAAAGAGAAUAAACUCAUGUUAUUUUC